ACGGAACUAGCCCGCCAGCAGGCAGCUACAAACCCACACACACCGACCCGUAUCUCUGUCUCUCUUCUCCUUCUUCCUUCAACCUUGUUCUGCUGAAUCUCCAGAGAGGGGAAAGCUUUUGCCUUCUUCUCGUCCUCCCAAGAUUCAAGAUCCACUUUUUUCUCGGAAACCAAUCGCGAGCCAACCAAAACAAUCACCGGAAAAGGGACAAAUUCCCUUUUCAAUUCUCUAAUUCUCCUCGAGGAGCUCCUCCUCGCCUCUCGAAUACGUUUUGAGGUCUUUGUAACCUUUUUCUUUUGUCGGAGAAGAUGGUUGCCUUUGGGAAAAGCUAAAGGAAAGGCAAAUUCAAGAAUGGCAAGGAUACUAUAUCAACUACAAAUUGAUGAAAAGAGAGUGAAACAAUAUGGCCACCAAAUUGAAGUUGGAACACUAGAUCGGCGCCAUGUUCUCAAGGACUUCUCGAGAAUGCUUGAUUGUCAGAUUGAAAAGAUAGUCCUGUUUCUGUUGGAGCAACAAGGGCUACUUGCAGGAAGGAUAGCCAAGCUUAACGAAGAUCAGGAUGCUCUACAACAAGAGCCAGAUAUAGCGAAGCUAUCCCAGUUGCGGGAAAAUUAUAGGGAUGUCGGGGAGGGACCUUUUGAAGCUUCUUUUCUUUGUUGAAAUAAAUGCUGUGGGCCUGCGUAAGAUCCUGAAGAAGUUUGAUAAACGUUUCGGUUAUCGAUUCACCGAUUACUAUGUGAAGACUCGAGCUAAUCAUCCUUAUUCCCAGCUUCAGCAAGUGUUCAAGCAUGUGGGUCUUGGGGCAGUUGUUGGAGCCAUAUCCCGCAAUCUUCAUGAACUUCAGGAGCAUCAAGGAAGUUUCUUAUCCAUUUAUGAUCAAUCUGUGCUUCCGCUUGAGAGGACUCUGUUGUUUGAUGCAAUGAAAGCGGCAGUUGACCGGUUAAGCCACUCAACCAACUUCUUGAACUUCUUGGCACAACAUGCACUUAUUAUGCAAGAGGAGCUUCCAACUCCCAUUGAGGAGAGCAUUGAUGAUAAGAGAUACCAUUUUAUGUCUCUUAUCCUGAAUCUGGCAAACACAUUCCUUUAUAUGAUAAACACCUAUAUUAUAGUACCCACAGCAGAUGACUACUCCAUGAGCCUUGGUGCACCGGCAACAGUUUGUGGUAUUGUGAUUGGAUCAAUGGCUGUUGCUCAAGUCUUCUCUUCAGUAUACUUCAGUGCAUGGUCCAAUAGAUCAUACUUCAGGCCUCUUGUGUUCAGCAGCAUCGCUCUUCUGAUCGGAAAUGUCAUGUAUGCAAUGGCUUAUGAUUUCAAGUCAAUCACAAUACUUCUGUUAGGCCGGCUUUUCUGUGGGUUGGGUUCUGCUAGAGCUGUGAACCGGCGUUAUAUCAGUGAUUGUGUUCCACUUAAGCUACGUAUGCAAGCUUCAGCAGGUUUUGUUAGUGCAAGUGCUCUCGGGAUGGCCUGUGGCCCGGCUCUUGCUGGCUUACUUCAAACGGAGUUUAAAAUUUACAAGUUCACAUUCAAUCAGAACACUUUACCAGGCUGGGUUAUGGCUGUGGGUUGGUUCUUUUAUAUGAUAUGGCUGUGCAUCUCAUUUAGAGAGCCUUUUCGCCCGACACAAGAUACCAAUGUAGCUCCACAAACCAGUGAUGGUGUUGAAAGCAGAACCAACGAGAAUGAUGCUCUUGAGAAAGGUCUUCAGCAGCCAUUGCUACCAAGUACAGAAGCCAAUCAAGAUGAUGAAGAUUGUGGGAGUGAUGAUGAAUCUGAGGGAUCCAGAGGACCAGCUAACUCACUUCGCUCUGCUUAUAGGCUAUUGACACCUUCUGUAAAGGUUCAGUUGUUAAUAUAUUUCAUGCUCAAGUACGCCAUGGAGAUUUUAUUAUCAGAGUCUAGUGUCGUCACAACGUACUACUUCGGUUGGUCUACUAGCUCAGUGGCAAUAUUUCUCGCCUGCUUAGGCCUCACUGUCCUUCCAGUGAAUAUCAUUGUUGGAAGCUAUAUCAGUAACAUGUUUGAAGAUAGGCAAAUCUUACUAGCAUCAGAAAUCAUGGUCUGUGUAGGCAUACUCCUAAGCUUCCACAUCUUAGUUCCAUACACCGUGCCACAAUACGUGUGCUCAGGACUCAUUAUGUUUGUCUCGGCCGAAGUACUAGAAGGCGUCAACUUAUCGUUGCUCUCGCGAGUCAUGUCAUCGAGGCUCUCACAGGGAACAUACAACGGUGGACUACUCUCGACGGAGGCAGGUACCUUAGCUCGUGUGGUGGCAGAUGUAACAAUCACAAUGGCGGGGUACUUGGGGCAGAAAACGCUGUUGAAUGUGACUCUUCUACCUUCCCUUGUCAUUUGCAUAACCUCCAUCCUCGCCACAUGCUUCACCUACAACUCGCUAUAUUGAUUCUGUAGACUUAUAUCUAUCACAUUAGUAAAGCGAAGCAGCCAAAUUUUGGCGUUUCUUCGCUUAUAGCUAUGUGAUUAGGUAGUCUUCUUCUCCUUCUUAUUCUUCUGUGUCGGAUCAGUUCUCCUGUAUAUUUGGUAGAAACCCAGCUCCAUUAAAUUCUCCAUUGUUCUUAAUAAAAAUGUAGACGCACACCACACCAACUAGCUAGCCUAGCAGCAUGUCCAUUAAAGCGUCUGAGAACUGAGCCAGCUGCUUGCUGCCUCUAGCAUAAGUAGAUGGAUUUAUUUACUGUGAAUUUGUUUUCUUCAGAAUUCCUCAACAAUCAUAUCCUUGCCCUUGGC
Molecule: messenger RNA, 2748 nt
Organism: Linum tenue
Lineage: Eukaryota; Viridiplantae; Streptophyta; Magnoliopsida; Malpighiales; Linaceae
Source: the annotation of a GenBank genome assembly